Molecule: messenger RNA, 1846 nt
Organism: Pyricularia oryzae 70-15
Lineage: Eukaryota; Fungi; Ascomycota; Sordariomycetes; Magnaporthales; Pyriculariaceae
Product: threonine aldolase
Exons: 3
Coding region: 242-1543 (433 amino acids)
Biological process (GO): L-threonine catabolic process; glycine biosynthetic process
Cellular component (GO): cytosol
Molecular function (GO): L-allo-threonine aldolase activity
Source: RefSeq, a predicted model, not a curated record
UGGGCUUGCAGUGAAUCUUCAGACGCCGCUUUUGUUGGAUGCGAAUCAUUCGCUAAGGGCGUAGGUACCUACCUACCUUACCUGCCAAACUACCUUACCUACAUAGGUAGUAUACUGCUGCAACCAAUCGCUGCAAUCAAUCGCUACAUCACCGCAAAAAGUGGAUAAGUUCUACGCCCUUUCACUAAUCAUUUUACGAGAUAAGAGCCUGGAUGGUCCAUCCUCCUUCUUGACAUAUUAAAUGCCAAUUAUAAACAGCGUUUUCAUGUCUCGAUCCGUCAUAUUCCGGCGCUUUGCAAACACAAGCACAAGAAAAUUACAUUCUUCUCUACUACUUAUACCAUCAAGACGGCACUACAGCAACAUGGACAGCGCGACCCCAACCCAAAAUGGCAGCCAUCCGGCCAAGAGCACAUGGGUGGGCUACCAAGGUGCUGCCGGUCUUGACCUGAGGAGCGACACCAUGACGACUCCUACGCCUUCCAUGCUUGCAGCUAUCCAGACGACCACUCUCCUGGACGAUGUUUUCAAGGAGGAUCCCACCACCAACGAACUCGAGGAGUUUUGUGCCAAACUCACCGGCAAGGAGGCUGGUCUUUUUGUUCUUUCGGGGACCAUGGGCAACGUGCUUGGGCUGCGCGCCUUGUUGACCCAGCCGCCACACAGCAUUCUUUGCGAUCACCGCUCUCAUAUUUUCAAAUACGAGGCUGGCGGUGUCACUUCCUUGACUGGCGCCAUGCUCCACCUCGUCACGCCCAAAAACGGCUUGUAUAUGACGCUGGAGGACAUCAAGGAGAAUAUAGUUCUCGACUCAGACAUCCACUCGUGCCCCACGCGCGUCAUCAGCCUGGAGAACACUCUGGGAGGUGUGGUGAUGCCCUUGGAAGAAGCGAGACGAAUUGCCGAUUUUGCACGCCAGACGGGCAAAGUCCGCGUCCACUGUGACGGUGCCCGCCUGUGGGAGGCCGUCGCUUCCGGGGCCGGAUCCCUUAAAGAAUAUGGCGCCUGCUUCGACACCAUCAACCUGUGCUUCUCCAAGGGUCUGGGCGCCCCUUGUGGUAGCAUCCUCGUCGGCCCAAAGGACAUCAUCGACCAUGCGCGUUGGAUACGCAAGUCCAUCGGCGGUGGGCUCCGGCAGAGCGGUGUCCUCACAUCCGCCGCCCGUGUCGCCGUGGAGGAGACUUUUGGCAAGGGCGACAGCGGCGAGGGAGGACUACUCAAGCACACGCACGACUUGGCCAAGGAGGUAGGGGCCAUGUGGACUGCUCUCGGCGGCAAGUUGACCUACCCGGUGCACACAAACAUGUGCUGGCUGGACCUUGACGCGGCCGGAAUCUCGGGGGCCAGGUUUGUGGAGAUUGGGGAACAGGAGGGCUUGAAGCUGGGACAAGGGAGGAUUAUUACACACUACCAGAUAUGGCAGAACAGGGAAGUGGCUGUCCCUAAGCUCAAGCGCGUAUUCGAGAGGGCCAUGGCAGAGGGAGGUGGCAAGCCUAAUGGCCAGAGUGAAGCUGGGUCAAAGUCACAGUACGCAACCAAAUGAUGGACAGGCUUCUGAAUUUGAAGUUGCGGAUAUUGAAUCGAUCAGUUCGAAUGUUGGCUGGUUAUAUUACAUGUUUCCUUGUGGCACUGGUUGCUGCCGGGACCUAUAGUGAUACCCUGUCUUUCUCUUUUUUUUUUUUUUUUUUUUUUUUGAAGAAAAAAACAAACAUUCGCUCAGCUGAGGGCAUUUGAUGCGAGUUCAAUCUGGUUGUUCUUUGAUUUAAUCAUAGUCUAUUAGCUUUAAGAUCCAGAUAUAUAGGGGAUGUGAGACUUGAUUGAUGAUAAAGCACGUACGGGAAUGCAU